GAGAAAAAAGGUUGGGCUGCUUGCCCUUCCUUUGCUUUUUGGUACUUUCUUUCCGUCUCCGGUUUAUUUUUCCUUCGUCCUGGAUGCGCUGGUCGCGGGUUUGAUCUGACCAAGACGUAGAGGCGGUGGUAGAGGUCCGUGGGGUGGGCGGUGGCUUGCUAGAGUUAGGUCCUUGGCGCAUUCAGGCGGGUGAGGAAGGUGAGGGGCUCAGGGCUUUCGGUGGUUGCUUGCUUGCUUGCUUGCUUUGCCUUUCUCGCGGUAAAAUCGGAUCUUUUGGGGUUUUGCGCGCCGCUAUUUGAUUCUUCUUGGCUGGCUUCGCCUGCGCCUUUGUUUUGGGGUUUUGCUGGGUUGGUUUCUUCGCGAUUGUGGUCGAGGGCGGUGCGGCGGGUGCCUCAGGCACAGCUGCGAGGGUUUCUCUGGGUCUGGGGCAACAUCCACUCUUCCCGUUUGUGAUUCGACCUUCUGGCUUGCCGCCGAGACAUUGAAGACACAGUAAUAGAACACAAAAAAUGGGUAAAAAGGGAAAGUGGUUUAGUGCUGUCAAGAAAGUCUUCGGCUCCUCUGAUCCAGAUGGAAAGGAAGCAAAGGUUGAGAAGGCGGAUAAGUCAAAAUCCAGGAGGAGAUGGCCAUUUGGAAAGUCGAGGCACUCUGAUCCUUCUACCUCAAUGGUGUCAGGGACUGCUCCAGUAGCUCCGUUGCCUCCGCCACCACCAAUACAACUUACUCAGCCACACUCCCAGGAGAUUAAAGAUGUCAAGCCAGUUGAAACAGACAGUGAGCAGAACAAGCAUGCAUACUCUGUUGCCCUUGCAUCCGCUGUUGCUGCUGAAGCUGCUGCAGUUGCUGCCCAGGCCGCUGCUGAGGUUGUGCGCCUCACAGCAGUUACCACGGCAGCACCAAAAAUGCCUGUAACUUCAAGGGAAGAACUUGCCGCCAUCAAGAUUCAGACUGCCUUCAGGGGUUAUCUGGCAAGGAGAGCAUUGCGGGCACUAAGAGGGCUAGUUAGAUUGAAGUCACUUGUCGAUGGAAAUGCUGUCAAGCGCCAAACUUCUCACACUUUGCAUUGCACACAAACGAUGACAAGAGUUCAAACUCAAAUCUACUCUAGAAGGGUGAAGUUGGAGGAGGAAAAACAAGCUCUUCAAAGGCAGCUCCAAUUGAAACAUCAAAGGGAACUUGAGAAAAUGAAGAUUGAAGAAGACUGGGAUCACAGCCAUCAAUCCAAAGAACAAAUUGAGGCCAGCCUAGUUAUGAAACAAGAAGCUGCACUAAAACGAGAAAGAGCACUUGCAUAUGCAUUUUCUCACCAGUGGAGAAAUUCUGGUCGAACUAUAACCCCAACUUUCACAGAACCUGGGAAUCCUAACUGGGGCUGGAGCUGGAUGGAACGCUGGAUGACAGCAAGACCUUGGGAGAGCCGAUUGGCAGCAUCAGACAAGGAUAAUAAAGAGCGUUCUCUGACAAAGAAUUCCAGCAGCAGUGCUGUUCGAAUGUCUGUACCCCGUGCCAUCUCAAUCCAGAGGCCAGCAACACCAAACAAGUCAAGCCGUCCACCAAGCCGGCAGUCACCUUCAACACCGCCAUCGAAGGCACCAUCUACCUCAGGAAAGACCAGGCCAGCAAGUCCAAGGGGCAGCUGGCUGUACAAGGAAGAUGACCUGAGGAGCAUCACAAGCAUACGCUCUGAACGCCCAAGGAGGCAAAGCAUAGGCGGAGGCUCGGUCCGGGAUGAUGCAAGCCUGACUAGCACACCACCUCUCCCCAGUUAUAUGCAGUCGACAGAGUCUGCGAGGGCAAAGUCUCGAUACCGCAGCUUGUUGACUGAAAAGCUUGAGGUUUCAGAGAGGGCACCUCUGGCCCAUUCGGUUGUUAAGAAGCGCCUCUCCUUCCCUGUCAUCGACAAACCGAGCAGUCCACCGGCAGAUAAGACAAAGGAAAGAGCGAGGCGCCAUUCAGACCCUCCGAAGGUUGAUCCUGCAAUGCUGAAGGAUGCCCCUGUUGCCUGAUCAGGCCCUUGUGAUUGUUAGGUUUCGUGCUGUUUUAACUCCAUGAUGUAUUUUCUAUGUUAGAUUGUUUUCUCUGCGUAAUGUCUAAUCUGUCCGGGUUGAUUUGAGAAUUGAGGCAAUUCUAACUGUAUUUGCUGUCAUGGUUUUCUCCCUGUAGAUUGAUACGUGUGAUUCUAAUAGUGUAUGCCCUUGGCUUUCAAUGUACGAUAUAACGGUUUUUGACAGACUUUCUUAA
Molecule: messenger RNA, 2241 nt
Organism: Panicum virgatum (switchgrass)
Lineage: Eukaryota; Viridiplantae; Streptophyta; Magnoliopsida; Poales; Poaceae
Product: protein IQ-DOMAIN 1-like
Exons: 6
Coding region: 510-2006 (498 amino acids)
Molecular function (GO): protein binding
Source: RefSeq, a predicted model, not a curated record